This is a messenger RNA of Varanus komodoensis (Komodo dragon), 4515 nucleotides long. It is a transcript of the gene PNPLA7, whose product is annotated as patatin like phospholipase domain containing 7. Lineage: Eukaryota; Metazoa; Chordata; Lepidosauria; Squamata; Varanidae. The transcript is spliced from 33 exons. Gene Ontology annotation, molecular function: phosphatidylcholine lysophospholipase A1 activity. The coding region runs from base 61 to 3879 and encodes 1272 amino acids. The record is from RefSeq and is a predicted model, not a curated record. Gene Ontology annotation, cellular component: endoplasmic reticulum. Gene Ontology annotation, biological process: lipid metabolic process.
GUCAACUUCCCAACAAGUUCAGACCUAACCACGCGGGUGCUUCAGUUUGUAGAAGAGAGAAUGCAGACUACUAUGUUAACGGGAAUGGUCAUUGGUGCCGCAGUAGCCCUGUUGCUUAUCGGGACCGUUGUGUAUUUUGUUUUCAGGAAGGUGAAGGAAUCGAAACAACCCCAGCCUCAAGCGCCUCAAUACCGGUUCCGCAAGAGAGACAAAGUCAUGUUCUAUGGCCGCAAGAUCAUGCGGAAGGUGACCACUCUGCCAAACUCUCUCGUUGGAAAUACGGUACCUCGGCAGCGGAUGCGCAAAAGGGCCAAAGUCUUGUCCCUGGCAAAGAGGAUCCUGCGUUUCAAGAAGGAGUCACCAACUCUGCAGCCCAAGGAACCGCCUCCGUCCCUGCUUGAGGCAGACUUAACAGAGUUUGACGUGAAGAAUUCCCACUUGCCCUCCGAAGUCCUUUACAUGCUGAAAAAUGUCAGAGUUCUUGGGCACUUUGAGAAGCCGCUGUUCCUGGAGCUGUGCAAGCACAUGGUCUUUGUGCAGCUGCACGAGGGGGAGUACAUCUUCCGCCCGGGAGAGCUGGACAACAGCAUCUACGUGGUGCAGGAUGGCAAACUGGAAGUCUGCAUCCAGGAGAACGAUGGCACUGAGGUGGUGGUGAAGGAGGUCCUCGCCGGAGACAGUGUGCACAGCCUGCUCAGCAUCCUGGACGUCAUCACGGGCCAUCCGGCCCCAUACAAGACGGUUUCCGCCCGAGCCGCAGUUCCCUCCACCAUCCUCCGGCUCCCGGCCAGUGCCUUUCAGGACAUCUUCCAGAAGUACCCCGAGACACUUGUGAGGGUGGUGCAGAUCAUCAUGGUGAGGCUGCAAAGAGUGACCUUUCUGGCCCUGCACAACUACCUCGGACUGACCACCGAGCUCUUCAGUUCUGAGAACCAGGCCAUCCCACUGGUGUCCGUCGCAAGCGUAACGUCAGGCGCAAACGCCGGGAAAGCGGUGAAGAGGCAGGUGUCCAAUGUGUCUGAGGAGGAGCGGGUGGAGAAGCCGGAGAGGCAGGCGUCCAUCUCGGAGAGCGGGUCCCCGGCUGGUGCAAAACCGGACUUAGGCAUGGCCUGUGAGCGAGCCAGAGGUGCCUCCGUAUCAUCUUCCUCUGAGGGGCUUCCCAGUGCAGCCGCGUGCAAGUCCAUCCUGAAGAAGACGGUGACGGUGACAGAGACGCCUUUAGCCGUCUUCCAUUACACCCAGAACAACCUCUCCACGCAGGAGUCCAGUACCAACAAGCAGGUGGACGCCAUCCUGGAAGCUGCCAAAAAGGACCUUUUAACCUUGAUGAAACUGGAUGACCCCUGUCUUCUGAACGGGAAGGUGACGUUGCAUCAGGUUACUGCUGGGACGGUGGUGUCGCGGCAAGGUGACCAGGACGUCAACAUCCGGUUUGUGAUCUCGGGGAUGUUGCAUGUCUAUCAGCGGAAGAUCGACUCGGAGGAGGAGACCUGCCUGUUCAUCACCCACCCUGGAGAGAUGGUGGGUCAGCUGGCGGCCCUCACCGGGGAGCCCCUCAUCUUCACCAUCAAAGCCAAUCGGGACUGCACCUUCCUGGCCAUCUCCAAGUCCCAUUUCUAUGAGAUCAUGCGGGAGCAGCCAACGGUGGUUCUGGGAGUGGCUCACACGGUGGUCAAGCGCAUGUCGUCCUUCGUCAGGCAAAUCGAUUUCGCUCUGGACUGGAUGGAGGUGGAAGCGGGGCGUGCCGUUUACAGGCAGGGGGACAGUUCGGACUGCACCUACAUUGUGCUGAACGGGCGGCUCCGCUCCGUCAUCAGGAUGGAUGAUGGCAAAAAGCAUCUGGCGGGAGAGUACGGCCGCGGGGACCUGAUUGGUGUGGUUGAAGCCUUAACCCAUCAGCCCCGUGUAACGACAGUGCAUGCUGUUCGUGAUUCUGAGUUGGCCAAACUCCCCGAAGGGGCACUGACCUCAAUCAAGCGCAAAUUCCCGCAGGUUGUCACUCGACUCAUCCAUUUAUUAGGCGAGAAAAUCCUUGGCAGCCUGCAGCAAGGAGGUUCCCCGCUUGGAUUGCAGGCCGCAGGCAGCAAGUGGGACAACAGCAACCCCGCCAGCAACCUCUCCACUGUCGCCAUCAUGCCCGUCUCUGAAGAGGUCCCGCUUUCCACCUUCACCUUGGAGCUCAAGCACGCCCUCUCCGCUAUCGGUCCCACACUGCUGCUUACCAGCGACAACAUCAAACAGCAACUUGGCGCAGCUGCUCUGGACAGCAUCCACGAGUACCGUCUGUCCAGUUGGCUAGGCCAGCAGGAAGACAUGCACCGCAUCGUGCUCUACCAGUCGGAUGGCAGCCUCACUCCCUGGACCCAGCGCUGCAUCCGGCAGGCUGACUGCAUCCUGAUCGUGGGCCUGGGGGAGCAGGAGCCGACUGCUGGGGAGCUGGAGCGAAUGCUGGAGAACACGGCCGUCCGGGCCCAGAAGCAGCUGAUCCUCCUGCACAGGGAGGAUGGCCCCCUCCCUUCACGCACCGUGGAGUGGCUGAACAUGCGGAGCUGGUGCUCAGCCCACCUCCACCUCCGCUGCCCCCGGCGUGUCUUCUCCCGGCGGAGCCUGCCCAAGCUGAAAGAACUGUACGAGCGCGUCUUUCAGAAGCCUCCGGACAGGCACUCGGACUUCUCCCGGCUGGCUCGUGUCCUCACAGGGAAUGCCGUGGCUUUGGUGCUUGGAGGUGGAGGGGCACGGGGGUGCUCCCAGGUGGGCAUCAUCCGGGCGCUGAACGAAGCGGGCAUCCCCAUCGACAUGAUUGGUGGCACAUCCAUCGGAGCCUUCAUGGGGGCGCUGUAUGCCGAGGAGCGCAGCUACACGCAGAUGCGGAUCAGGGCCAGGCAGUGGGCCAUGAAUAUGAACUCUGUGUUCAGAACAGUCCUCGACCUGACGUACCCCAUCACCUCCAUGUUCUCCGGAGCCUUCUUCAACAGCGGCAUAUGUGACAUUUUCAAAGACAAGCAGAUCGAGGAUCUCUGGAUCCCCUACUUCACCAUCACGACGGACAUCACGGCCUCGGCUAUGAGGGUCCACACCGAUGGCUGCUUGUGGCGGUACAUCCGGGCCAGCAUGUCUCUCUCAGGCUACCUGCCCCCACUCUGUGAUCCCAAGGACGGGCACCUGCUGAUGGACGGCGGGUACAUCAACAAUCUCCCAGCGGACGUGGCAAGGUCUACGGGGGCGAAAGUGGUCAUCGCCAUCGACGUGGGGAGCAGAGACGAGACAAACCUCACCAAUUACGGCGAUGCCCUUUCUGGCUGGUGGCUGCUGUGGAAGCGGUGGAACCCCCUGGUUGAGAAAGUGAAGGUGCUGAACAUGGCGGAGAUCCAGACCCGCCUCGCCUACGUGUGCUGCGUCCGGCAGCUGGAGAUGGUGAAGAGCAGCGACUACUGCGAGUACAUCCGGCCCCCCAUUGACCGCUACGGCACCCUGGACUUCGGGAAGUUCGACGAGAUCUGCGAAGUGGGUUACCAGCACGGCAAGACGGUGUUCAGCGUUUGGUGCAGAAGCGGCGUCCUGGACAAGAUGCUGAAAGACCGCCAGGAGCUCUGCAAAACCAAGCCUUCCUACCUCAUCAGCUGCCCCACCACCUCUUUCACGGACCUGGCCGAAAUCGUCUCCCGCAUCGAGCCGGUGAAGCCUGUCGUGGUCGAUGAUGAAUCCGACUAUCAGACGGAGUACGAGGAGGAGGUUCUCGGGAGCCAGCGGGACGACUACGUCAAUUUCCUGAGCAACCAGGCUGAGGAGGACUCCGAUUCUGAUCGGGAAGUCCGGCUCCGGAAGCGGGCCAGUGCCAACAGCCAAGAUGGCCAGCUCACCACCGAUCGGAGCAGCUGAGCGACCCUUGGGGAGCCAGGCCAGUCGCCACCACCCCUCCCGUUGCAGCCUUCCCCAGAAGUGACGCCACAGCACCUGUCUUUUCUCUUUCUGCCACGCCAGCCGCCGGGGUGGCCAGAGGAUGAGGGCUGCAGGCACGACGGGAGCGCCUCCUUGGCCCCCUCCGGCCCCCAAGGCCCACCCCUCUUCCUGGGGGCAGCUGUGCGGAGGCGUUCAGCCGGGUGGAUUGGCCCACGUGCCUCCUGGGGCCAGGGAGCUCAGGAUGGUCUUCUCCUUGCUGUGUGGACCGGAGGAGGCCUCUGUGUGCGUGGCGUCCGGAGCAGAGGGGGCAACUUUGGAGGGCCUCGUUCUGUGCCCCCCCCCCGGCUUAUUUCACUCCCGCCCAGGGUCUGCAGCAUGCACUGCCGAUUAGCAGGGAGCCUGAACGUUUGGCAGGCGAGCUACUCGGGUGCUCCUCGCUCGCCUCCAGUAACGAAGCCAUCUCUCCAGUGCGGACUUGUGCAAUAACGAUGCAACACCUUCCCCAGGCUGGCUGCCUCCGCUUCUGCUGCAGCGGCCAGGCCAACGGAGGAGAGCCUUCCCUUCCCUGCCCUGCCCUGCCCUUCCCUUCCCUUCCCUGCCCUUCCCUUCCCUUCC